Oncorhynchus mykiss (rainbow trout) is the source of this 4116-nucleotide messenger RNA. RefSeq names its product serine incorporator 5 (gene serinc5). Gene Ontology annotation, cellular component: membrane. Lineage: Eukaryota; Metazoa; Chordata; Actinopteri; Salmoniformes; Salmonidae. The record is from RefSeq and is a predicted model, not a curated record.
CGCCAUCACGGUAAAAACAGUGGGAGGAGAGAGGGGGAGAGAACGAGAGAGACGGGGAAGACUGGGUCACACGUACUGUCCCCACGGUCUUUUUAAGUAGAUCUCUACAAGAGAACGUCCGGAACUGGAAAAGUGGGCUACAUUCUGAAAGGGUAUUUUUGACCACCGUAACAAGAUGUGUACCCCGCGCUGUAUAGGGCAGCUGGCGUGCUGCUGUGGCUCGGCAGGCUGCUCCUGUUGUUGUGGCUGCUGUCCUAAAAUCAAGCAGUCCACAUCGACACGCUUCAUGUAUGCCCUCUACUUCCUCCUCGUCACCGUCAUCUGUGUCGUCAUGAUGUCACCCACCGUGGAGCAGGAGAUGAGGGACCACAUCCCAUUCUACAGUGACCUGUGUGAGAAGCUGAAUGCUGGUGAGAACUGCUCUAUCUUGGUGGGUUACUCUGCUGUGUACAAGGUCUGCUUCGGCAUGGCCUGCUUCUUCUUCUUCUUCUGUAUCUUCACCCUACGAGUCAACUCUGCCACCGGCUGCCGCGCCGCCAUACACAAUGGGUUUUGGUUCCCGAAGUUCAUAGUGUUGUUGGCCUGCUGUGUUGGAGGAUUCUUCCUGCCAGAGCAGGACACCUUUCUGGAAGUGUGGAGGUAUGUGGGAGCUGUAGGGGGGUUUCUCUUCCUGCUGAUCCAGCUCAUGCUGCUGGUGGAGUUUGCCCACAGAUGGAACACUAACUGGAGUUCAGGUGUGAAGGACAACCGUCUGUGGUAUGGGGCGCUGGCUCUGGCCACCUUGGUGUUGUUCAGUGUCGCCGUAGGAGCUGUGGUGUUCAUGGCUCUGUUUUACACACACUCUCAGGCCUGUCUGCUCAACAAGGUGUUCCUGGGGGUCAACGGCAGCCUCUGUUUCAUAGUCACUAUGCUGGCUAUAUCUCCCUUCAUACAGAGACUCCAGCCUAAGUCUGGCCUGCUCCAGCCAGGAGUGAUCAGUGUGUACGUCAUGUACCUCACCUUCUCAGCCUUCUCCAGCAAGCCCAAAGAGAUGUUGGAGGUUAAUGGGGUGAAUACGACAGUGUGUGUGUUCCCUUUCAACUCUGGUUCAGAGAGCGACAAGAGGAUCGUAACAGGAGUGGGAACUGUCAUCCUGUUCGGCUGUGUGCUCUACUCCUGUUUGACGUCCACCACCAGACGGAGCUCUGCAGCGAUGCGUGUGAUUAGGAACAGCGUGCCUGAGACUGAAAGAGCGCGCUGCUGUUUCUGCUUUGGAGAUGACACAGAUGACUAUGAUGAGGAGCAGACUGGAGGAGGACAAAAUGUUUUAUAUGAUGAGAGACAGGGAACCAUCUACAGCUACCCCUACUUCCACUUUGUCUUCUUCCUGGGUUCACUCUACGUCAUGAUGACUGUCACAAACUGGUUCCACUAUGACAACCAUAAGAUAGAGAAGCUGCUGGAUGGCAGUUGGUCUGUGUUCUGGAUCAAGAUGGCGUCCUGCUGGGUCUGUCUCAUCCUCUACAUGUGGACCCUGCUCGCCCCCAUGGUCUGCCCCAAACGCUUCGAGGCCUAACACACACACAUGCAGACACCGAAACACAGCCCAACGUUAUUUUCAGCUUUCUACAUGGGUUUUUUGUGUUGCGUUUUGUUUUUAAUGUUUUAGUGUUUUAUAUUGAAUUUUUUACCAGUUAUGAAUACUUUAAGCUAUUGUUGCCGGGAAGGCAGUUGAUGUCUUUAAUUUUUACUAUUAUUGAUGUAUGGGGUUACAUUCAGGUUGGACUCAUAGCUUGACUCUUGGGGGUGCCUAAAACAAUGGGCUGGACUAAUGUUCAUACAAUAAUGUAUGUGGCUCCCCAUGGUCCAAGAGGUGCCCAGAUUCUGUUAUGGGAGUGUCCAGCACCAAUAUCAUUUCCACCCUGUUUACAUGUUUGCUUAAAUGUGUGAUACCCAUACUUGUCUCUGUUAUUCUUUUAUUCCCAUGAAGAGAAGUUUCAUUUCUCAGGCUCAUACAUCAGCUUGCUUGUUAUUUUCUUGAUUUUGUUUACCCCUUUUUCUCCCCAAUUUCGUGGUAUCUAAUUGGUAGUUAGUCUUGUCUCAUCGCUGCAACUCCCGUUCGGACUCGGGAGAGGCGAAGGUCGAGAGCCGUGCGUCCUCCGAAACACAACCCAACCAAGCUGCUUCUUGACACAAUGCCCACUUAACCCAGAAGCCAGCCUCACUGAUGUGUCGGAGGAAACACCAUACGCAUUGCGCCCGGCCCGCCACAGGAGUCGCUUGUGAGCGAUGGGACAAGGACAUCCCUACCGACCAAACCCUCCCCUAACCCGGACGACGCUGGGCCAAUUGUGCGCCGCCCCAUGGGUCUCCCAGUCGCGGCCGGCUGCGACAGAGCCUGGACUUGAACCCAGAAUCUCUAGUGGCACAGCUAGCACUGCGAUGCAGUGCCUUAGACCACUGCGCCACUCGAGAGGCCCAGCUUGCUUGUUAUUGAACCCUUUUGUAGAAUACUUUUUCUAUGCAAUUAAACAAGCUGUUUUGAUUUGAUUUGCCUGUCUUUAGGUCACACAGUCAUGUGAAAUUUGUUAGUUAGGAGUAAAUAGGAUCGAUUAUAUCAACGCUCCUUUUGAGGCAGAACUUUAAAUGCCAGUCGUUUGUACACACACAUUUAUUGUACAGUUGUGUUUUCCAAAUAAGCCUCUCUGACUAGCAGAGCGCCGGCUAGCAGGUCAAGGACUGUGAGACCAGAGAGUCACUACUGUUGAAGGGAGCUGCAAUCAUGGAGGGGGAAAUCAACAGUUUGAUUUAAAACGUUUGCCAAAGGUAGAUCUCAGAAACAAGGAACAGACACGCUCAAGUUUUUCACCCGAGUAUCUUCUCCCUCUAUAACUGCUGCAAUCCUCCAACUCCUCGGCCCUAGAAACGUGCUUGGUGUGCGCUGUGUUGCUGAUGAAGGGUUACCUACAGAGCUCCUUUCAGGUGUGUGAAAAUAGAAGGGGAAGGGGAUAUGGGCCAUGAACCGGGACCUUAGUGUGUAGUGGUGGUUACUCAACACUGGUUGUUGAUGUUAUUGACUGAACAAACCCAGACUAAGACUUGCCUGACAGGGAGCAAGAAACUAUUCUCCAGAACUCCAAACCAUUCAGCUAUUAUGCUUUUCUGUUUUCAUACUUACAAACCUACAGUAUAUAACCCUUUUGAUACUAAUAUGAAAUAUGUACACUUUGGUUUAAUAUAUUGGUAUUUGUUGAAGAAAAACAACUUGAAAAUUGUGAUAUUUAAGAUGUAUGUCUUUUUUUCCCUUAGAUUUCAGAUGAGAUAAAUAUCAGUGGACUUUGCUGAAUAGAAUAAUCAGAUAACCCUAUGAGCCAGCAGUUUGUUGAUGCAUAUUUAUGCCAUAACGUUUCCACUGUGACUGAAGUUUCUUCACCUCAGCCGUUGUUAUGAAGGGAUUAAACCCGUCUGGAGGGAUAGGAUGUGUACAGGGUUAGGCUCCAUUCAUUAUCCAUUCAGUGAUGUCAUGGAGGGUUAUUGGAAUUUCAAUUAAACAAUGAAAUGCUUCCAUUAAAAGAAGUACAAUAAUUGUGAAAUAGAAUUUCCCUUUACUGAAUGAUGCUGAAUUGACUGGAACCCUGGUGUAAAACAUGUUGACUGAUCACUUUUUUGAACACCUUUUUGCUAUUAGCAGAUUCUGUCCACAUGUCAUUUCAGACGAGUUGUGUUUUUUAUCCUGUCUCCUGUGGAGGAUCCAGAUAGACAGGAUGUGGUGCUCUACUGCAGCUCAGCCCUACACCAACUGGUCAACCUCAUGUUAACUCAUUAGGGAUCAAAACCAAACCUUCUGAUUGGGCUGUGCGCUGCCAUACAUGACAUGUUGUGGUCCAUUUUAUGUUCUCCAUUGUUAAGAUGACCACUUGGUGUGUGCACAGGAGUGUGAGUGGAAUGUGAGUGUUUUUGUCUCAUUUUAUUUGUACAAGAGCACUUGCGUUAGUGAGUUUUGCUCUGUGAAGAAAAUUGAGUGUGUGUGUGUGUGUGUGUGUGCGCGCGUGCAUGUUUCCAAACACUGCUCGCACUAAUUCUCUGUACACAAUUUGAUUUAGUCCUAAACACAAAAAUAAAACGAACACCUUUUAA